Vitis riparia (riverbank grape) is the source of this 1306-nucleotide messenger RNA. RefSeq names its product non-functional pseudokinase ZED1-like. Gene Ontology annotation, molecular function: protein serine/threonine kinase activity; ATP binding. The record is from RefSeq and is a predicted model, not a curated record. Gene Ontology annotation, biological process: protein phosphorylation; cell surface receptor signaling pathway. NCBI's taxonomy places the organism in Eukaryota, Viridiplantae, Streptophyta, Magnoliopsida, Vitales, Vitaceae. The transcript is spliced from 3 exons. Bases 180 to 872 code for a protein of 230 amino acids. Gene Ontology annotation, cellular component: plasma membrane.
AAUAACUUGGAAAAACCGGUCUAUUCCUCUCUUUUUCUAAUUGUCUUGCAGGAAGAAGAUCAAGACCACUUAAUUUAGUUAUUUCAAUGAGGAAAGAGGAGAACUCUCUUUAUGAUAAUUUACUGGAUGUUGAAUGAAGAUUGGUGGACAGAAAAGAAGAGAGGAAGUUAUUACUGAGAAUGGGCAACAAGGAGUGCAAGGAGUUGAAGAAGAGGGAGGAAUCAAUGUUGAAGAACGGGAGCUUGUUAUUAGAGAAGCUGAUUUCCAAUUUCAAUGGAAAGUAUUCAAAUCCAAUUCGAAUCUUCUCGGCCAAGGAGCUUCAAAAAGCAGCCGGCAAUUAUAGCGGUAAUCUGGUUUUCAAUCAUGAUGAAUUGUGCAAUUCCAAAUGGUAUAAUGGUUUCUUAGAAGGUCAAGUGAUUUCAGUUAGAAGGUAUUUUGGUGUGUUAUAUACUGAAUAUGUUAUCAAUGAAUUUUGUUUGGUCGCACAAAUCAGCGCCCAAAAGAGUGUUCUAAAGCUGUUAGGGUGUUGUUUAGGAACCGAAAUUCCCAUUUUAGUAUAUGAAUUUCCAGCAAAUAGGAAUCUCAAUCUUUUAUUAUCAUGGAAGAAUAGAUUGAAGAUUGGGUAUGAGAUUGCUAGUGUAAUGGCUUAUCUGCAUACUGCAUUUCCUAGACCCAUCAUUCAUAGGGAUAUAAACCCUUACCAUUUCUUUCUUGACCAAGAUUGUGUUGCUAAGCUGUCUUCUUUCUUAUUCUCUAUAUCACUCCCCGAGGGCAAAACAAUGGUGAAGGAUAAAGAUUUUGGGAGUCUAGGGUACUUAGCACCUGAGCUAUUAUCUUCAGGAUUGUAUUCAGAGAGAACCGAUGUUUUUUAAUUUUGGUAUACUUCUGCUUAACCUUUUAAGCGGAAGCAGAACUUGUUUUACCCUUUCUCAAGAUGAUGCCGAUGAGUAUUUGUCUCUAAGUUUAAGUGGAAGAGCCUGUCUUACCCAUUCUAAAGAUGCUAAGGAUGCCUAUGAGUAUUUGUCUGCAGUGGAUGACAUAGGACUCCAUGUCAAGAACCAUGGGAUUGAUGGGAUUGGGGAUCCUAUGAUUUUAGAGGAGGGAGGAGGAAUCCAUGAGCAACAUCAAUUCCAACUUGUUCUUAGGAGCUGUGAGAUAAACGCAGAAAAGAGACCAACUAUGACAGAAGCUGCAUUAGAGCCCAAGCGAAUUCAGAGGCUCUAAUUCUUUCCUUAGGUACGCCAACCAUUGGGUGCAAUGUUACUUUCAGCGGUUUGUCUUGUAACUGCACUGGUAUUUAAUGAUU